UCAGGCGCUAAAUGGGCAUCUUUAUUCAUGGGUCCUGCGGGGCCGAGGUCAACAGGGUGUCUAUGCAGUAUCUCCUCCAUAUCGUCCUUACACCGGCUGGGUCCAACCUUUGCUAAUUUCACCGUGGUAGACCGAACAACUCUAAUUCUCGACAUAAUGGCAGUUCCCCCAGCAUAUGCAGACUUGGGAAAAUCAGCAAAGGAUAUCUUCAAUAAAGGAUAUGGGUUUGGAAUGGUUAAGCUUGAUGUGAAGACCAAGUCUUCAAAUGGAGUGGAAUUUAAAACAUCUGGCUCAUCAAACGUAGACACCAGCAAGGUCACUGGCACCCUGGAAACCAAGUAUAAGCUGGCCGAGUAUGGGCUGACCUUCACAGAGAAGUGGACCACAGAAAACACUCUGGGGACAGAAGUCUGUGUUGAGGAUAAGAUCACCAAGGGACUGAAACUUCAGUUUGAAACUACGUUUUCACCCAACACGGGGAAGAAGAGCGGUAAAGUCAAGACGGCAUAUAAAAGGGAAUACCUUAACGCUGGAGUCGAUGUGGAUUUAGACUUUGCCGGUCCUACUAUCCACGGAGCAGUGGUGGCCGGAUACGAGGGAUGGCUCGCUGGCUACCAGAUGACCUUUGACUCGGCCAAAUCUAGGAUGACUCGGAGUAACUUCGCUGUUGGAUACAAGACUGGGGACUUCCAGCUUCACACCGUUGUAAAUGAUGGUUCAGAGUUUGGUGGAUCCAUAUAUCAGAAGGUAAACAACGACUUGGAGACAGCUGUGGAUCUCGCCUGGACCGCUGGCAACAACGGCACUCGCUUCGGAAUCGCUGCCAAAUACCAGUUAGACUCCAGUGCCUCCAUAUCAGCUAAGGUGAAUAAUUCCAGCUUGGUAGGAAUUGGAUACACCCAGAGUCUGCGGCCCGGUAUGAAGCUAACCCUCUCGGCAUUAGUGGAUGGGAAGAACAUCAACGCUGGUGGUCACAAGCUCGGUCUAGGCCUGGAACUGGAGGCGUAAAGAUCCGUUCCAGCGUUUUAUAAAAAUAUCAGCAGAGUCUGUGCACUUAGCGACAGAUAUUUUAAAGACGAGGCCAAACAAAGUAGAAUCCCAAUCUACAGGCACAGACGAGAUGGAAAGAAACAUUUCCACCAACCUCCUGUCAUUGUGAUUCAGCCACAUGUAUUCAUUUAUCGGGUACUCACCCAAUUAAUCCUCCAUAACGACUGGAAAAUGCCCCGACUUCUAUAGUUCGACAGUCCAAGAGCGGUUUGGGAAACUUAAUACUCUGCUGAAAUGUGAUGUAGAAUGUACAACCAAUGUUUUUUUGCACAGUAGACUAACUUUUAUUUAAGCUCUUAAUCAUAUUUGCAUAUUUUGGUGAUAUUCUGGUAGUGUUAUACUGCCUGGUGGGAGUUGUUGCUCCUCACUUAUAUUUCCAAUAGAGCCCUUUUUUGUGCUUAUAUCGCAGUUUUUAGACACCUUUGCCGAGUUCUCUAAUUGCUCAGCAGUGCUAAAUACGCUUUCCUCAUUGUGAAUUGAAUAAAAACCAUAUGCAACAACCACUUCUCUUCCCGAUUAGAGACUCUACUCAAGGAACAGUCUGUAUAUGUUGGCGUGUGUCUACCUUGAAAAUAAAGUCCUGAAAUCAG
Messenger RNA from Girardinichthys multiradiatus, 1640 nucleotides. Its product is annotated as voltage-dependent anion-selective channel protein 2-like. Gene Ontology annotation, biological process: monoatomic anion transmembrane transport. Lineage: Eukaryota; Metazoa; Chordata; Actinopteri; Cyprinodontiformes; Goodeidae. Gene Ontology annotation, cellular component: mitochondrial outer membrane. The coding region runs from base 28 to 1008 and encodes 326 amino acids. The record is from RefSeq and is a predicted model, not a curated record. The transcript has 9 exons. Gene Ontology annotation, molecular function: voltage-gated monoatomic anion channel activity.